AUGGCAGAUAAGAACCAGCAGGUGUAUCCCCUAGCCCCGGCAACGGAGGUCGCAAGGAGCGAUGUAGAAUCGAGCUAUUUGCAAUCCAAGGAGCUUCAAAAGAAGAAAAGAUUGAAAUGCUUCGCCUAUAUUGCUUUGUUUGCUGUGUUUCAGACCGUGAUUAUCCUCGUAUUUGCCCUCACUGUUAUGCGCAUCAAAUCGCCUAAGGUCAGGUUAGGCGCUGUCACUAUUGACACUGUUGGUGACUCUGUAAGGAUAACAGCACAAGUGACGGUAAAGAAUACUAAUUUUGGUCACUACAAAUUUGAGAGCAGCAUGGGCACGAUCACAUCCGGGGGGGUGACUAUAGGGCAGUUUGUGAUCCCGGAGGGAAGGGCCAAGGCACGAUCGACGAAAAAAGUUUAUAUCAAUGCAGAAUUGCUUCCUUCAAACACUGGCAAUGGGGUUUUGGAGCUGAUAAGCCAAGCUAGAUUGAGUGGAAAAGUAGAGUUGAUGAAGGUGAUCAAGAAGAAGAAAUCUGCAGAUAUGAACUGUGUCAUGUCGCUUACUUCUUCAAGAACUGCAGUUGAGGGUUUGAACUGCAAAUGA
Molecule: messenger RNA, 588 nt
Organism: Ilex paraguariensis (yerba mate)
Lineage: Eukaryota; Viridiplantae; Streptophyta; Magnoliopsida; Aquifoliales; Aquifoliaceae
Source: the annotation of a GenBank genome assembly